AUGAUUGCAGGUGUGUGUGGCGGGGCGGGCGGGCCGCAGUUCGGCGGGCGGCAGCGCACGGCGGAGCGCGCGCGGGCCGGCGCCGCCGCCGCGCUGCGCUGCCGCGUGCUGCGCCUCGCGGAUCGAGCCGUAUCCUGGAUACGGUCUAGCGAUCUGCAGAUACUGACUCACGCCGGGACCGUGUUCACGGCGGAUUCUCGUGUCUCCGCCAUAACAGGCGAAGCAGCAGAUGACAGAACGGAUGAUGGUCCGGAUGAUGAAGGGGACGACAGUUGGGACGACGGCUGGGAUGAUGAAUCGGAUGAUGUACCAGAUGAUCAGCAAGCCGACUCGGACGUGAUAGUGGAGAAAGGUGUUGAGACGGUUCACACACUACGCAUAGAGCGGUUGCGCCCGUCUGACUCGGGCCGCUACGAGUGCCAAAUUAAUACGGAGCCCAAAAUGAGCCUGUUUUUUAAUUUGACUGUCGAAGACUCCGCUGCAGCUGCCGCGGAGGUGGAGGUGCGUGCGCUGGGCGGGCGGGUGGUGCGCGGGGUGGCGGGGCGCGCGGCCGCGCUGGCGUGCGAGGCGCGCUACGUGCCGCCCGCCCCGCCCGCGCCCACCGCGCUGCCGCCCAACCUGCCGCCUCUGCGUAUCCACUGGCGCCACGCUGGUCACACCGUAGAUACGCAGAGUGGUGAGGGCGGCGUGUCGCUGGAGUCGGAGCGGUGGGCGGGCGGCGCACGCUCGCGGCUCACGCUGGGCGCGCUGGCCCGGCGCCACGCGGGUCGCUGGCGCUGCGUGGUGGGCGCUCACUCCGCCACGCUCACGCUGCAAGUGCUGCCCGCCGCCGACAGCGACAUGGAGGCCAUGCAGCGGGACCAAGCGGUGGCUCGAGUGAGCAGUGACGCGAUCUCCUUGCCACUGCAGUCGCACCCGCUGCUCCCGCUGCUGUUGGGGAUGCUGCUGGCGCUACACUUGUGCGCGCCGACGUGA
Molecule: messenger RNA, 975 nt
Organism: Parnassius mnemosyne (clouded apollo)
Lineage: Eukaryota; Metazoa; Arthropoda; Insecta; Lepidoptera; Papilionidae
Source: the annotation of a GenBank genome assembly